AUGAGUUCCUACGGACACAGGGCAAAUCAAUAUUUCAUCAAAGAAAAGAACAGGCUUGAUUCUAAACUUCGGUGGUUGAUCAAUAAAAAAAUGAAACAAGCCAUCGUCAGGAUCGCGCCCAUACAGUACAAUUCUGACUCCGUCCGUAAAUCACUUAGCUCAACAUUAGAUAAUACUUGUAGAUCUUUGGGGCGCGGCUUUCUUAAUCCAGCACCGUAUUUCGUCGACAGUUCUGUUCUUCCAAAUAAAUGUUCUCUCAAUCCUAUGAUUUCCAUACUCCCUAACUCCUUUCCGUCACAGGUCCCUUCGUCUCUGUCCACGGUCAGAGACGGUUGGUUCCUGAACUUGUCUUCGUGCGAUAUUCCUAACAAUGUUCAAUGUUUUUUACAAUUGGGUGAAGACUUUGCGCUCCCCUUCGAUAAUAAGAACAAGAUUAUUUUUAACUGCAUUAAGGGUAUUGAGAGUGGCACAUUGAGGAUGCCUUUGGACAAGAAAAUGGACAUAAUUAAUCAGUCUAUUCCCAUCCUAAAAAAUAUCAUUUCUUCUCCUGUCUUUACUCUGGAUGUCCACAAACAGUUAACUAAGAUGGAGUCAGAAACUCGGUUGUUCUUGUCGGCGCAUCCCAAUAUUGUGUUCACGCGUGCGGACAAGGGCAACGUCACUGUUGCUAUCGACAGAGAUGCGUACAAAGACCAAAUGAUUACGUUACUGGGGGACUCGGACACGUACGUCCAGAUUAAUAAAGAUCCGACAAAAAAACUGACGACGGCUUUAAGAUCUAUGCUCACAAGGUGGAAAACAGGAGGAUAUAUUGGGGACUCUGAGUACAGAGCGCUGUACUGCAGCGAUGGGUCUCUCCCGAGGGCCUAUGGACUGCCAAAGAUACACAAACCUGGCUGUCCUUUAAGAAUUAUCGUGUCGUCGAUGGGCAGUCCGCUAUAUUCUUUGGCUGCGUUCUUACAGAAUAAAUUAUUUAAGACCAUUCCGAAAACCGAUAGCAACAUCAAGAAUAGUUUUGAAUUAGUCGAAAAACUAAGGAAUGUACAUUUCACAGGGGCACAUGAAUUAAUAUCUCUAGAUGUCACCUCUUUAUUCACGAACGUACCAAUUGAUUUGGCGAUUGACUGCAUAAACGAACAUUGGCAUGCUAUUGCCAGAGAUUGCUCCCUACCUAAAAAAGAGUUCUUGGGGGCAAUAAAGUUCGUUUUAGACUCCACGUUCUUUUCCUUCGACGAUGUAUUUUACAGACAAUGCUUUGGCACUCCCAUGGGCUCUCCAAUAUCACCCAUAAUAGCGGACCUAGUGAUGAGGAGAUUGGAGACGGUGUCCUUGAGGUCGUCGAACGUUGACACAUUAUUUUACUACAGAUACGUUGACGACAUAUGUACGGCGGUACAUCCCUCACAAAUUGAUAGGUUAUUAAAACAUUUUAAUUCAUUCCAUCCGCGCUUACAGUUCACCGUGGAAAGGGGGGGUAAUGCGAUAAAUUUUCUGGAUAUUACCGUGUUGGUCAAUGAAAAUCAAUGUUAUUUGGAUUGGUACCGUAAGCCAACGUUCUCAGGUAGAUUCCUGAACUUUCAUUCGAAUCAUCCUUUGACACAAAAAAAAGGUACCAUCUUCUCGUUAGUUGACAGAGCAUUUUUACUAUCUGACAGUAGAUUUCACACGAAAAACUUAACUUUCAUUAUUAAUAUCUUACUUUUAAAUGACUACCCACUCGAUUUUAUUUUUGAUACCAUGAACCAUAGAAUAAAAAAUUUAAUCAAAAAAAUUCACAACGUGCAUAACGUCACAACUGAGAAUGAUAUUACGAAAGAGUCUACCUCGUGGCUUACGGUCCCCUUCGUUCCGUCUCACACGGAGAGAUUUAGAGCAUUACGCAAAAAUAAAGGCGACAUCAGAAUAGCUUUCCACAGCCCUAACAAGAUGAACAAGUACAUCAGAGUCCAAAAGGACACUUGUCCUCGUACAUCAAAAAGUAAUGUUGUCUACAAGAUUCGAUGCAAUAAUUGCGAUGCAUCUUACGUCGGGCAGACGGGCAGAAAACUAAAAACCAGAAUUGCGGAACACCGUAACCACAUUCGAUACAAAACGUCUACCCGCUCCGUUAUCACCGAGCAUAGACUUCUUUACAAUCAUGAUUUUCAAUGGGACGAUGUUCAGAUCCUUGAUGAAGAACCUUCUUACAGAAAGCGGCUAAUCUCUGAAAUGUUACAUAUCAAAAAACAAAAAAAUAGUUUGAAUCUACAAACUGACACCGAAAGUCUCCAUAAAGCGUAUAUACCGAUAAUAAACAAAGUAUGA
Messenger RNA from Trachymyrmex septentrionalis, 2304 nucleotides. RefSeq lists its product as uncharacterized. Bases 1 to 2304 code for a protein of 767 amino acids. The record is from RefSeq and is a predicted model, not a curated record. Lineage: Eukaryota; Metazoa; Arthropoda; Insecta; Hymenoptera; Formicidae. The transcript has a single exon.